This is a messenger RNA of Pocillopora meandrina, 3321 nucleotides long. NCBI's taxonomy places the organism in Eukaryota, Metazoa, Cnidaria, Anthozoa, Scleractinia, Pocilloporidae. The record is from the annotation of a GenBank genome assembly.
AUGACAAACAUCACAGCCUCCAGCGGUAGCCUCAAGUACCCUGAGUCAGGAACUUAUGGCAAGAAUGAGACUAAAUGUUGGAGCAUUACGGUUCCCGACACUUACGCUGGUAUUUUAUUUCGUUUCUUCAGGUACGUUUUUCAUUUUUUGCAUCUUUCAAUAACAUGUCAACUCUGAGGCUCAGAGCUAAAGUUGUGACUUCAUUUUAUGCUACCACUAAUUAUUUUCUUAACAAACAUCGUAACGGCAGAAAAAAAACCACCUGAAAAAUGGCCUUUUUUGAACAGUUCUGAGAGGAAGCACCUGAUUCCUGGACUACAAAACAUGAUUGGAGGCGGCGAAAAACAAUUUCUAAUUAUCUGUGUUUAAACUCGUACGUUACAUGUUAAUAAAAAAACAUAAUCUCGGUAAAAAGCAAACAUGAAUUAAGCAACACUGAAAUGAACUUCCAGCUGUUUAGCGCUGAUUCUGCUUAAGACACCAAAAAAGAAAAUUUUUUCGACAAUUUAACUACUCACGAGAGGUACGUAGAGGGGUUACUCAGAGAUAACCUUAACAACUCACGUGGGGUACCUACCUGUGGCUUAGUUAACAGCAGGGUACCUGUGAUGUUUUAGUUUGAAAUGUAGAUACCGAUGACAAUUUUAAUAAUCCUAAUAGUGAUCGGCAUUUUAAUCAUGAUCUCCCCUACAAAAGAGCUUCCCAAAAAAAAAAGACAAACAUGGACAAAAACUUGCCUCGAUUAGACUUUGUUGGAUCAAAAACACCUGUAGCACAUGAAUCACAAACCCCUAUAGUAUAUUUAUUUUGGUUCUUCUUUCGAGUAGCUUUGUUUCUAGGUGAAAACAGAACUGUGAUUCGAUGGGAAUUAUUUCUUUUCGUAGCUUGGACAUUGAGAUGUGCUCUAGCUGUGAAUGCGACUUUGUUCAGUAUAGCUCCUCUGAAAGUAAUUUGCAAUUGGAAACUAAAUACUGUGGACGUUACAGUUACAACUACUUACACGAGUACCUUCUCCCCAUGAUUGGGAGUCUUGGAUCACCGCAAACAGUUGGAUCGACCGUCUACUUUCGGUUUGUGUCGGACGACUCUGCACAUUACAAAGGAUUUAACCUAAACUUUAUCGCUUUCUCUAGCCAUGGUAAGAAAUAAGCACACAAACAAUCAAACAAAAAGAAAAAAAACACCGUCCGUCAAAUGGACGAGCCAACAAACAAACCAUAUUAUUGGAAAAGGAAGGUCUAGGGUUGAUUCUUAAAAUAAUGGCAACAUUAACGGGUGAAUGCAUGAGGUCGACGCUCAGGUUGUCGAGAUAUGCAAAGGGACAACUAAUUGACCUUUGUAUCUCUUGAUCUGAAAAAGAUUCCAUUACUCAUCAGAAGAGAGGAAAGACCAAACGGAAAGUGAAACCACGCAAAAACUGUUGCUCCUUUUUUCGUUGAUUUAAUGCAGGCGAUUUACCAUUAGGGAAAAGCUUAAUGCGCUAAACGUAUAUUUUUCACUCACAUCCAAAGAUUGAGACUGAAUCGUGAGAAACUUGAUCAGUUGAUAGGAAAAGGGAAGUGAACUGAACUAAAACAAAAGUUUAUGGAGUUGGAUCAGAAAGAGCAGCGGCGAAAACCUCUUAACCCAAAUUCAUAGUCCACUUUCAUUACGAUCGGGCGUAAGUAAUGCAAACUGAGUCCAACAAACGAAACCGAGGCUCCACUCUUGAUUAUCGGGGGGUAAUGAGGUAACGCGACGGACGACACCUCUUUGAAAUGCCAAGAACCUUUGUACGACCAAAAGUGUUUCUGUUCUGAAGAGCUUAAAAAAAGGAAAAAAAGGUAAAAACCAACGCAGAAAAUUAAACUACGAGGGGCUUUUUAGAUUGCAACGGGAUCGAUACGGACCAUUAGCACCUUCCGUUUGUUCCGUAGCCACAGUACUCCCUGAAAACUUAAGUCACAUAACAUGUCAUUACAUUUUUCCAACUAUAAAAACGCUAAAAGAUUACAUUAUUUUAAACAUGUCAACAAUUACAGUUUUUCAACCGCAGCGCACAUAUAUAAUUUUCAUAUUUUUACAAUCAUGUAUUCACCACUUGGAGGAUUUAUUUGGAGCCAACCUAAUGACCAGCUCCUAGUUGGCUUGUUAGCUCAGUUUGUAGAGCGCUGCACCAGUAUCGCAAAGGUCAUGAGUUCAAAUCCAGUACGGGCCUGAAUUUUUUUCAGGCCUAAUUUCAACUACUAGUUAAGUAGUGUUCAUAACUGCGAGGAUCGCUCAGUACUUUGUUCACUACAGAUAUAUUUAACAUAAGACGUUCAAGAACGGUAUGGUCCUAGAGAAAUAGGUCAAAUAAGGGAGGACUUGGUAUGGUUAUGCAGACAAUUUUCCCCUUAAGAAGUAAAAGAACUACAUUUACCUUACAGAAGGCGAGGUAAACUAUCUGAAUGCAUCCGACGGCGAAACCAUUACGUUUGGCACACCAAAGGCUGGCAUCCAGAAUUACCCUUCAAAUUACAAAGAGCAGUGGUUUUUAAUUGUUCCUGAAGGACAGCAGGUCCAGAUAGACUUCGACAAGUUUGAUCUGGAGGAUAGUAAAGACUGCAGAAAUGAUUAUGUUGAGUUCCGUGAAGCAUCCAUCUCGGCUGGUAAUCCUAGUGUAAUUUCUGGCUAUUACGGACCAAUUCUGACCAAUCACCUGUGUGGAAAUACAAAACCGAGUUCGAUACAGAGUCAAGGGAACAUGGUUUGGGUUCAGUUCAAAAGCAAUGUAAACUCCACCACAGUGUAUAAGGGAUUCAAGGCUUCCUUUAAAGCAGGUACGUUGUAGCAAUGCAACACGGUGUGUUAGGUGUGUCUUUCGCGGAACAGAAGCUCUUUUAACAUGCAUUUUAAUCCUUCACAAGGUGAAAUUCUCAAAACUCGUUGGGAUGUAAAGUACACCUCCUAGUUAUCAAUGUUUCAUCACCGCUUGCCGCCAACACAGCUCCAGGGUCCUUUUUUUCAUUUUGACAGAGAGAGAAUCGAAUUAACUUUUUUACUUUUUCAACAAGCUGUGAAAAUAAAUGAUUAACAAAUUUUUCUUUUAAAUUUUUUUUUUUUAUUAUCGUACCAGGACAGGGUAGAUUGUCUGUCAGCUGUCCAUUGACGCUGCUGUUCCUUCCAGCUCUGAUCGUGGAUAAAAUCAACCUGUUCUGAUUCCGUUAUGUGUGUCCAAGAGCUGUCAUCUGUGGAGUGGAAUCAUGGAUAUAAUAUAUUCAGCUGAACACUGAUCAGCGAUGGAAAACUCUUAAGAUGAGAAACCUAGAAAAGCAUUUUUUUUGUCUCGUUUUGUUCCUG